Aspergillus steynii IBT 23096 is the source of this 1490-nucleotide messenger RNA. Its product is annotated as cytochrome P450. Gene Ontology annotation, biological process: sterol metabolic process. Gene Ontology annotation, molecular function: monooxygenase activity; heme binding; iron ion binding. The record is from RefSeq and is a predicted model, not a curated record. The coding region runs from base 16 to 1395 and encodes 459 amino acids. Lineage: Eukaryota; Fungi; Ascomycota; Eurotiomycetes; Eurotiales; Aspergillaceae. The transcript has 3 exons.
UUCAAGAUCCCAUUAAUGGGCCCCUUCAUUCAAGCGCUCCAUCCUAAGUUUGAGGCAUAUUUGGCUCAGUGGGCGAGUGGCCCUCUUAGUUGUGUAUCGGUUUUCCACAAAUUCGUCGUCCUCGCUUCCGAUCGCGAUAUUGCCCACAAGGUCUUUAAGUCGCCCGCAUAUGCCGAGCCAUGCAUCGUGCCAAUUGCCAAAGACCUCCUAGGCCACAAGUCAUGGGUUUUUCUUCAGGGUAAAGCCCAUGCCGAGUACCGAAGGGGAUUGACGCCACUCUUCACCAACAAAGCCAUCUCCACCUAUCUUCCUGUUCAGGAGAAGGUACUCGGAGACUAUUUCGACAAGUUUGUUGCCGCCAGUGAGAAGAAUCAAGGGCGGCCAAUGGCCUUUAUGACCCUGUUCCGUGAGAUCAAUUGCGCGCUAUCCUGCCGUACCUUCUUCGGCGACUACAUCUCCCAAAGCGCAGUCAAGAAAAUUGCCGACGACUUCUAUCUUGCUACCGCCGCCAUGGAGUUGGUCAAUGUCCCUCUUUCAAUGUACAUUCCGUUCACGAAAACCUGGUUGGGCAAGCGCACGGCUGAUGCGGUCCAUGCCGAGUUCGCGAACUGUGCAGCGGCAUGCAAGGUGAACAUGGCUAAGGGUGCCACCCCUACGUGCGUCGUGGACCAUUGGGUCCUUCACAUGAUGGAAUCCGAACGGUAUCGCGAAAGAACUGCUGCGGGAGAGACGGGCUUGGAGAAACCCACCAACAUGAUCCGAGAGUUUACCAACGACGAGAUCUCGGAGACGCUGUUCACCUUCCUGUUUGCUUCCCAAGAUGCGUCCAGCAGUGCCACCACCUGGCUAUUCCAGAUCCUCGCUCAGCGACCCGACGUCCUUGCCCGAUUGCGAGAAGAGAACCUGGCUGCUCGGGGUGGCGAUAAGAACAAGCCGUUUGAUCUUCCCAUGCUGGAGUCGCUCACCUACACCGCCGCCGUCAUCAAGGAGCUGCUCCGCCACAGACCUCCCGUCAUCUUUGUUCCGUACCUGGCUACGAAAAAUUUCCCUGUCACGCCCGACUAUACCGUCCCCAAGGGCUCCAUGAUCAUCCCGUCUUGUUACCCAGCUCUCCACGACCCCGAGGCUUAUCCUGACCCGAAUGUCUUCAACCCUGAUCGCUGGAUCACCGGUGACGCCGAGUCAAAGACCAAGAACUGGCUUGUUUUUGGUGCAGGCCCGCAUGACUGCCUUGCGAGGAGAUACGUACCACUCUCAAUGGCCGGUAUGAUCGGCAAGGCGGCGCUAGAGCUUGACUGGGAGCACCACCCCACGCCCUUGUCGGAAGAGAUUCGGGUGUUUGCCACUCUGUUCCCGAUGGACGGUGCCAAUUUGGUUUUCAAGAAACGAUCAUAGAUGUGCGACUUUACGUAACUAGACCUCAUCUUGCUGAGUAUAGAGCAAGGCCUUCUGUACAACACUAAUUUAAUCAUGCAUAAAUACCCAGAUCA